UGCAACCUUUCAAAGGUGUUAUUAUAUUUCAUCUCUAGGAAUCCCAGACAUUCCCACUUUGUAGAAUUGAAAGCUGAGGUCCUGGUCCACAAAGUGGCUUCUGUGGUUUUAAAGCAAGUAAAGGGCAGACCCCACUCCCGGUUUGGGCUUCUGGACUCAGGGUCUGCUGUUUGCAUCUCCCAGAAGUUUCCAGGACCUGUGUGGUUAAGCAUUCUUAAGGGUUGUACACCCUUUUGGGUCUCUACCCUUCUGCAAUGUGGUCUUGUUGCUUGUGCUUAGCCUGCGAUCAACAUUCAGAGACUCCCCUUGGGAGCUCUACAGCCCUUCCAUGGUUGGUAGGCAAAGAGACCUGGGACCUGCUUCCUGGCUUGGCCAAAGCAUCCAUGAAUGGUGAGGCCUUGGUGUCUGGGAAUGAGGCCCAGUUACUAUUAUUAUUGAGUCUUCCAUAUUUUGCCCUGUUUGCCCUUUUCAGCUCUGACUUCUCUCUCCUUCUCUCCCUCUCUCCCUCCCUCCCUGUUUUAAAUCCUGGAGAGGUUCCUGGGCUUAGCUGAGUUCCAAAUAUCAAAUGGUUCCUUUUAGCCACUACUUCAGAGAGACGACGACCCCCAGACAGCUGACCAGGCAGCUUUUGUUUUUAAACUCUACAGAAAAGCCACAAAGAAACAGCUAAGGGUGUGUGACUUGUGACUUGCUAUCCAACUGGGCUACUCCUCUCGAUUUCUAUUGCAAAUACUGGGUCCCCAUCAAGCCGCUGGGAACUGUCUUUUGGAGAUGGUGAAACACUUGGUUAUUUCACAGUGGAAUGGACAGUGGCCCCACUGGUCAAUAAUGAAGAGGCCCAGAGCUGUCUGCUUCUCCACAGCCCAGACAUCACUUGGCUCCAGGAGGAGGUUAGCAGGAGAGCUGGACGAACAGAGUGGGGAUGAGGAAGACAAACCAGGGCACCGAGAGGCUGUUUCGCUGGCUUUGUUCUCUGUGGCAGCUUUGGGAUCCCGUGGGAAGGGCCCUGGCUUUCCUUGAUCUCAGAGGGAAACCUUGGCGCUAAAGAUGCUGCUGUUGCCAGGUGAUGGAUACACAGACCCUCUGAGGCUUACACAGUUGAGUUGCUGAGGCCAGUGACAGGGGGACAUGAGCACCCCUGGGAGGGGUGGGGACUGCUCUCUGAGUGAGCCAAGAGACCUGGGACUGCUCACAGUUAGCAGGAAGACCUAGGCUUGGCCACAGCUAGCUCUGGUGUUCAGGGGAUUCUCUAGGUAGCCUUAAGCCACUCUGACCCCCAAACCUGCACCUAACCGUCAGUCCUACCGCUGGCAGGAGUCUGCCCACCUGUGGCUAUGUGUGCACUUUGAUGCUUCAUCAGGCUGGGAACAAGACUGUCUCUUGGGUGCCUCCACAAUGCCAGGCGAAGACUCUAUCAGCACACUGGGCAUGAUCCUUGGAGUGGGACUGUCAUUGCUGCUCGUGUCCAUCCUAGGCUACAGUUUGGCCAAGUGGUACCAGCGCGGGUACUGCUGGGACGGGCCUAACUUUGUCUUCAACUUAUACCAAAUCCGGAACCUGAAGGAUUUGGAGGUGGGGCCACCCUUCACCAUCAGCGGCCACAUGAGCAGUCCAGAUGGUGGCUACAUGAGGUUCUCCAAUGAAAGAGUCUGACGGAAAAGCUUCUAGCUUCUGAAGAUCAGGAGAGGUUCAGGGUGAUGUCUCCCAGGCACCUGGUCUGCUCAGGCUUCCGUGACCAUCAUAAUCAUCUCGAUGCUUCUUGAACUGCCUUCACCUGCAUUCAAGUGCUUCUUUGACAUGAAUGGAAAAGUUCUGCUCAUUCAUGUGUUCAUUUAUUCACCAGAUGUUUGCAGAGUGCUCAUUACUGUGCACUUGGCGUUGGGUGUAGAGGGCACAGAGGUAAAGCAAGAGGCGUUUCUGCCAUCGAUGAGCUGGAAUGAGUGCCGGGUAAAGAACCCUCCAUGGGACCUCGUAGAGAACUAACGGAAGCAUUCAAGCUUCAAGACUACUAGCUCUAUGUGACAGAUGAGAAGACCAAGGUACAGAGGGAUUCAUUUGCAAAGAGCAGGCCAUACCUAGCAUCCAGAGAAGCACUCUUUCCAUUCCCUGGGGCUGCCCUGGAGGCCUCUCCAGCCCAAUAGCUUCACGGUGGUAGUUGGUUAGCUUGAGUGAACAGACAUCACGUGCUUGCCCUGUCUCCACACCCUCCACUCCCUACUGGGCUCCACAGCAUUGGCCCAGUUGCCUAUGUGGACUCUUUGCUGGCCUUAGAUCCUGGGAUCACAUUUUGUAUUGCCUGCCCAUCAUGGACUCCAUGUCUGAGGCUUCCCACCUCCAAUUAGCAUAGUUAAUAUAACACAUACUUCAGCUCUUUCCAGUGAGUCUAGCAGGUGUGUGUGUACCUAGAGGCCACGAGGUAUUUCAUAGCAUGGCAGCUGCAUGGGGCACCGAGAGUGGCACCAUUUCAUUUUCACCAAUAGCCACAUAGUGAGUGACAGGUUGCGUGUUGGGAGCACACACAAGGUCUGAGUGGCUCAGAGGGGCUUUGCAGAGGGCACCUGGAACAGCAAAGUAGAUGAAGGGACUGGCAUGUAUAAAGGGCCAGGGGCAGGCACAGCAGUUUGUCGGGGGAAGGUAGGUGGGUAUGAGGGCUGGUGAGUGGGGGGUAAGGAUCUGAAAGGGAGGAGAUGAGAAGGGACAGGGGUUAGCAGGGAGGCCUUCUUAUUUGAGCAGUUUUGAGUGUUGUCUUACAAGCUGUCCAGUGGAACUCAGACCUCAAAUUUGCAUUUGUGACUCCUCAGCUCAGCCAACAGUUGGGGAGAUAAUUUAGUGGUGAGGGAUGCUGGAGGCAAAAACAAUUGACCAGGAGGCUGUGGCAAGUGGUCCCAGAGAGCAUGGAUGACUCAAAGUGGGUAGGCAUGGACGAAGCAGGACAGGAGAGCUGCAAGGCCACCAAUGAGGCUGAGGGGCCCUCUGAUGGUUACCUUUUCCAUUAGUGAGGUCUGCAUGGAUCCCAUGGCCGUGUGAGUGAGAUUGUUAUUAACCAUCGUGGGAACCAGUAGAGGCAAUCCAAAUUGAGGAGACAAUGAUAGCUCCAGUUUAGAGACAUGAAGGGUUGAGACACCAAGGACUUGGGGGAAUGAAUGUGGAUUGGGAGUCAUGGAAACAGUCAUUGGGGUCCUCCACGGGGCAUUUUUGGGUAGUUGGGACAGGGGCUAAGGAUGGGAACUGUUAUGUUGAGGAGUGGUUAAGUACUGCAGAGAGGCUGCAGGGUCGCAAGGGUGCUGGCCACACAUCAUGCACACAGAGUGCAGCUGCAGGCCAUGGGCCGGAGAGCUCUUCUAAAGAGCAGACUAUGCAAGAGGAAGAAGAUGGCACCAUGUUUACUCUUCCUUUGCUCAUGCCCGACUCUGCAGAUGGGAUAAUUCACUGAAGGGACCACUUGGCUGUUACCUCACCCCUGCUUAUGGGCUGUGACUGUCUGAAGACCUCUGAGGUCCGAGGCUCAUGGUCUGCUGGGCCCAUGCUGAUCUCAGGCAUGGCUCUGACACUGUGGGCCAAGAUGACGGCUGCUUACUCUUCCUAGAUAGUGAGUCAGGGGAAUAGCUUGAGUUUAUGGGCUGUGGAUGACCAGGGAUCCUCUCAGACCUGUCUUCUUGUCUCUAUGCCAUGGUGACAGCUCUACCCAUGAUGCAAGUCUCACAGAGAACACACUCACUCACCUUGAAAUUCCCAGCUCCAAGCCCUAACCCAGUGUGAGGGCCAUCUUGAGAGCUGCUUCAACUCUUUCCUCUGCAUGACAUGCCACCACUGAGCCAAACGCUCAGCAUGUUUGGGAUCCCUGUGGCCCCGUCCCUCCACGAGAUAUUUUCCCUUCCAUGCCCAUGUCGUGCACUGCUCACCAUCAAUUUCAAGUGGCAGUCUCUCCAGCCUGUUGUCCUGUCCUGCUCUUCGUUUGAAGCACCCUUUGAAUUGGUUCACACUUCUCUAUCCCCAUUGCCCCUGCUCCCUAUAUCUGUAUAAGCAUCUGUAUGGACUGAACAUUGGUGACCCCCACCCCUCAGUGUUGAAGCCCUAACCCUUUAUAUGAUGGCGGGGCCUCAAGGAGGCUAUAAGAUGAGCUCAUGAGGAUGGGCCACAGCUCCAAGGUACCUAUGGACAAUGAAUAAGGCCCUCGGUGAGGACUGGAUGAGCCAGAACCUUGAUCCUCAACUUCCCAGCCACCAGAAUGCUUCUAGUUAAAGCCCUGCCCCCUGGCUGUGUGCUCUCCUAUAAUUAGAGCUACAACAGCUCCCUGCUCUGCUUAUCUACUUCCUGCCUCCUCCUAGAGUAGGAUACUAGUUUCCUUCAAGGCACUUGUCGCAGAUGGCAACACUUGUUAGUACUCAAUUGCUUGGCGUUCAUCUUUGUAACCAGAUGAUGUGCUCCUCGAAGCCAAGGCUGAAUAUCACGUCUGGCAUGCAGGGGGUGACAGCCGAAGGAACGAAAAGCUGUGCCGGUGAGAGGGGUCAGCGAGGAGAGACACUUGCUGCCAGGCCUGAUGAGUUGAGUUUUCUCCCUAGAAUCCGUAGAGUGGGAGGAGAGAACCAACUCCUCCAGGCUGUCCUCUGACCUCCGCAUAUAUCACACACACACAGACACCAAAACAAUAAACAUAGAAGGAAAAAAACCCAUAUUAAAUGUUGGCUUCAAUGAA
Molecule: messenger RNA, 4696 nt
Organism: Rattus norvegicus (Norway rat)
Lineage: Eukaryota; Metazoa; Chordata; Mammalia; Rodentia; Muridae
Source: RefSeq, a predicted model, not a curated record